AUGAAGUAUAAUAUAUACCCAUUGUCAAUUCUUUCUAUAACUGAUCAUUAUACAAGAGUUCUUAGAAAUGAAGAAAGUCGGAUGAAUGAAAAAGUUUUGAAAGACAAAAAUAUUAAAGUAUUUGGUUGUAUAUUUGGUAAAAUAGAAAAUAAUACCGUUGGCAUAUAUAUGUCACUAGAGGGAUGCUCCGUUACUGCUGAUUAUAUUACAGAGUUUAUUAAAAGAAGAACUGAGGAUUAUAAUAAAAUUUUUAAUGAAUUUGAAUGUUUGGGGCUAUAUUUUACGGGAAAUGAUGGUGAGGUAGAUAUUUUUGAAUCAAGAACUUUUGAUCAGAUAAAUAAUGAAUUAUUUUUUGGCAAAUUAAAAUAUAUAUUAAAAUACAAUCCUAUUGAAAAUAAUGUAUAUAUUGAUAAUAUGAGGAAACUUCCAAUGACAUUAUAUGAAAAAGUACCAGAUCCAGAGAUUGUUAUUCUUCAAUGUCCUCUUAAUGUUGUCUUUUCACCAACUGAAAAAACUGUAAUUAGUGAAAUUAUAAAAAUUGAUUGUGAUGGUAUUACAGCUUGGAAGGAGGAUAGAAUAAGAAAUUUACUUGCUUACAAAAAUUCUUUACUUAAAGAAAAAUGCACAAUCAAGAAUGAAGAAAAAAAAGAAAAUGAUACUUGUGUUCAGAUGGACCAGGAUUUAUUAACCAAUCAAUACAAACCUGAUGAAGAAAUGCUUUUAAAAGAAAUUUUUCAAUUAUCCGAAACAUUUAAUGGUGAAAUGAAUAAAGAAGAUGUUGAAGAAUCAAUAGAAGCUAUUAAAGAUGCUGAAAUUUCAUUACUAUUUACAAAAAUUAUAGAAGGAACUGAAAGUUUAUGUGACUUCAAUUCCUUGAUAAAAUCAAUUUCUACUACAACUGGUGUUAAAGGUUUAAACUGUGUUCCAGAUCGUAACUGUUUUUAG
Strongyloides ratti is the source of this 945-nucleotide messenger RNA. RefSeq lists its product as hypothetical. The record is from RefSeq and is a predicted model, not a curated record. NCBI's taxonomy places the organism in Eukaryota, Metazoa, Nematoda, Chromadorea, Rhabditida, Strongyloididae. Bases 1 to 945 code for a protein of 314 amino acids. The transcript has 2 exons. Gene Ontology annotation, cellular component: COP9 signalosome.